This is a messenger RNA of Adineta steineri, 483 nucleotides long. Lineage: Eukaryota; Metazoa; Rotifera; Eurotatoria; Adinetida; Adinetidae. The record is from the annotation of a GenBank genome assembly.
AUGGAUCUCAAUGAAGAGAACCAUCAGUGUUGGACAAGUGGUGAUAUGAGAGCUAAUCGAAGCAUUUAUAUCGUAUGGAUAAAAAAGGGAUAUCAAGAUGUUCAAGAACCAUAUGGCUCGAGUAUUAGUAAAGUGAAAGGCAUAGCACGAGUUUCAAUUAGUAAUUCAAAUUUUAAUGAUGAUAACGUCAAACAAUCGUUAUGGGAUGCAGCUGACUAUCUAAUUCCUCCUAUAGAAAACAAUGCUUUUUUCAUUGCUACUCGUAAAACAGUUACUUAUAAACAAACAGUAGGUACAUGUGCAAGUGCUAUGAGUGAAAAAUUAUUUUGUAAUUCGACACAAAAUCCAUGUGAAAAAGGUCUUCCAGCACCUAAUUCAUUAGGUGUUUUGACUGGAAACUGUGUACCAGUUAAGAAAAAUAUGAAAAAAAAAGUUUGUGAAAUAAAUGCAUGGUGUCCAGAAGAACUUACAGAUUCAAUGUAA